This is a messenger RNA of Adineta steineri, 318 nucleotides long. Lineage: Eukaryota; Metazoa; Rotifera; Eurotatoria; Adinetida; Adinetidae. The record is from the annotation of a GenBank genome assembly.
AUGGGCGUUUAUGGUACUCUGGCCUUUCGUAACAUGAGACGUCUUCAUACACGCGUUCGACCGAUGGGUAACUCGAAUAACGAAUAUCCCGCCGUCGGAAGAAUUCAUCGUGCAGAUCGACACUUGCUUAUUAUGACAGUUAGUGAAGCCGUUGUCUGUAUAGUAUCAACAUCUAUUUAUCCAAUCGUCUAUAUGGAGACUGCAGUGACCGGAUUUAUUGGUAUUAACAAGAGUCCUGAACGAAUUCAAAUUGAAAGCUUUAUGAUAAAUUUCGGAUCAUUUCUCCUUUACUUCAAUAAUGCCGCUCCUUUUUACACA